Monopterus albus (swamp eel) is the source of this 1804-nucleotide messenger RNA. Its product is annotated as receptor activity-modifying protein 3. Gene Ontology annotation, biological process: calcium ion transport; intracellular protein transport; regulation of G protein-coupled receptor signaling pathway. The transcript has 4 exons. Gene Ontology annotation, molecular function: coreceptor activity. Gene Ontology annotation, cellular component: cell surface; membrane; signaling receptor complex. The record is from RefSeq and is a predicted model, not a curated record. Bases 194 to 691 code for a protein of 165 amino acids. NCBI's taxonomy places the organism in Eukaryota, Metazoa, Chordata, Actinopteri, Synbranchiformes, Synbranchidae.
CAGGGAUCCGAUUUCUUUUGUUCUUCUGGCGUUUUCCUGCAGCCCCUUCAGAAAUCAGUUGAAGUCAUGACAGCAUGACGGAACUAGUCCUGCACAUCUGGAAUGACUUCAGUUAUGGUUCGUUUAAAAUGUAAAACUUCACGGAGCUGCAGCUGAGGUUUCAUCCCAAGUUCAUCUGGAUUCUCCUGGCGCGAUGGAUACAUGUGAGCCGGCUGUGCUGAAGCUUCUCGUUGUUGGCGUUUUGGUCAAUGCCUUGAUGAUGAGAGGGUUGUCAGCCGCAGGCCGGGUCAAUAUAGAGCCCAUUCCCCCCAAGCAGACGACAGCCUGCAAUGAGUCCCGCUUGCAGUGGGAGGUGGAGGUUUGUGGAGAGGACUUCAAGCAGGACAUGGCUCAUAUAGAUCCACAGUACUGGUGUAACCUCACAUACUUCAUCAGUGAAUACCACUUCUUCACCCUCUGCACAGAGAAUAGGUCCCACAUCCUCCAGUGCUACUGGCCCAAUCCACUGGUGGAGGGCUACAUCAUCCACAUACACAAGCAUUUUUUCUCCAACUGCACAAUGCCGCAGGUAGUAUGGGUGGACCCACCAGAUGACAUGCUGGUCAUCCUUAUCCUCAUCCCCAUUUUCCUCACAUUUGCCAUGAUUGCCCUGGUGGUCUGGUGCAGCAGGAGGAGUGAUAUCCUGGCCUAGAAGGAGAUAAGAAUGGAAAAGGAUGAAGAACAACUGAGUUUGAGGCCCCAGUCUUGAUAUGGGUGAUUGUUUUAUUUGGUCAACUUAUUCCAUGCAUGACAAAGGAAAUCUGCAAACUGCCUCAACUGUGUGUGGGAACUGCAAAGAUUUCACUGUUUGCGAUAUCUGCCUAUGGUUCUUUUAAAAGUAACAAAAUUUACCCAUGAGCACCUCUAAAGCUGACUAUAGCAACAACUGAACAGCAACUUGCUAUGUUAUCAUGUUAUAUGCCAGGCAAUUUCUUGGUAUAAGUCAUCCAGGGAAUCAGUCCAAGGAAUCAAUGUAAUGUUAUGUGAUAAAUAGUGAGCUGUUUCCUGCUGCUUCCAAUCUUUAUGCUAAGCAAAGCUAAUCAAAUGCUAACUUUAGCUACAUAUUUAUUGUGCAAAUUGGCUUAUGUUCCAAAAUAUCACACUUAUCUGACAUUGUAUUUCUUUUUGAUAUAUAUCAGGUAAUCUUUAAAAGGUGGCACAUGGUGAAUAUUUUCUGUUUGACAUAGGCCAAACAAUGAGAAUGAUGUAUCAAACACAGAGCGGGUGAUGGUAGUGUGAUGCUGGCAUGACUUACCAGGUUUCAUGAACUUGGCACCACUUGACUUUCCAAAUGUGACUAAGAAGCUUGACUGUACAAUUGACCAACUCUUAUGGAAUUUGUGAAUUCACCUGUGACUGUAGAUUAUUGUCAGAGCAUUGCAAAGUUGCUGAAAGCAAAGUAUCCAGAAUGCAUUAGAGGCAGUGAGUGGACUCUAAACUGGUGGGGAAAAAAGAGUCCUGCCGACGCUUCUGUUAAGUAUUUAGCAUGAUAAUAUACAAUGGCUUGGAAGGAUGAAAAACUGUCUGUAUGUUUCAGAUAUUUUAGGACUUGAAUGACGUUUGUGGCUCCCUGAGCCCCAGUAGACCAUUGUAUAACAAUGAAAUUUAUCACAUAUAGUGGAAUAAAUUGGUGUUAAUACUCACAAAGAAGAGUUCUCAAAGGAAACAAACUAUGAACUGAAUGGUGAGUACAGUAUGUAUAUAUAUACUUUGUAUAUAUAAACAUCAGUGGUGGGCCAUCAGGGCCAGCAAGGCGUUCUCUGCU